AUGGCAGGUGUGACCAUGGAGGACGUGGAGUUCCGCGAGACGAACCUCGACCGAAUCGCCAAAUCAUGGUCCUUGGCUAUGGGCUACUCGCACGAGCGCAUACAGAAAGUACACGACUUGACAGACGAGGAAAUGCGCCAUGCCGCGAACGAGGGGCACGUUGUGCUCGAGACUGUCUGUCUCUUCAUACACUCCAGUAUAAAGAGAGGCCAGUUCAAGCUGCCAUGCGACUUUUGGAGUAUACUGCUUCACGAGUUUGGGAUAGUGGUGUACCCCAGUGCCAUGACGGAGGCGGUGGAUUUACACGGCGUCAACGUCGACAAGACCUUUACAGACUGCUACCAUGGACACAUUGUUAUGCUUGGACGACGACGGAGUAGUGGCCCACCGCCGUGUCCUUUCGAAUACCUGCGGCAGCCACCGCCCGUAUAUAAGAAGAAUACCUCCGACGAGGAGGGGUCAGAUACCGACGAGACAGACUCGGGGAUAGGCUGCGAGAAGUGCUGCGAAGGGUGUGCGCAGGAAUGA
Emericellopsis cladophorae is the source of this 528-nucleotide messenger RNA. RefSeq lists its product as uncharacterized. Lineage: Eukaryota; Fungi; Ascomycota; Sordariomycetes; Hypocreales; Bionectriaceae. The coding region runs from base 1 to 528 and encodes 175 amino acids. The transcript is spliced from 2 exons. The record is from RefSeq and is a predicted model, not a curated record.